CUGACAAGCUUCAGCUCUCUCCCACAUAGAGAUACUGCGAACUCACAAAUGAAUCAUCUAAUUCUUGUUUUCGUGGCAAUUCUCUGCACCCGUCUCCUCAAAGUUGCCUACUCCACCAUAUGGAUCCCUUUGAGAAUCCAAAGCCAUUUCAAAAGGCAAGGAAUAACCGGCCCCGGCUACCGUCCGAUCUUCGGAAACAUGGCCGAGAUCGGCCGUCUGUUCGACGAAGCGACGUCGAAACGAUCGCCACUUCUCAACGGCGACCACGACAUCAUCCCCCGUGUGGCUCCAUUCUACCACAUCUGGUCUAGCAUGUACGGGAAACCGUUUUUGUAUUGGUCUGGUUCAAAACCGAUUCUAGCAAUUUCUGACCCGGAUAUGAUCAAGGAGAUCACUAUGAACACAGGAGGUGGUUCGUUUGAUAAAACCGGAUUUGACCCUAAAGGCAAGAUUCUAUUUGGACAGGGACUUGUUGCAUUGUUAGGCCAACAAUGGGCACUUCAUAGGAGGAUUUUAAAUCAUCCCUUCCGCAUGGAAAGAGUCAAGGCGGGUUGGUUACCAGAUAUCGUCGUGGAGACAACUAAAAUGCUGGAGAAAUGGGAGGAAAGAAGAGCAGGGAGAAAUGAAUUCGAAUUGGAAGUGUUCAAAGAACUUCAUGAGCUCUCAGCUGAUAUUAUUUCAAGAACUGCUUUUGGAUCCUUUUUUGAACAAGGAAGACGAAUCUUUAUGUUACAAGAACAGCAGAUGCAGUUUUUCUCUCUUGCAGUAGAAAGUCUUAAUAUACCUGGCUCAACGUUUUGGCCAACUAAGAAUAACAGAGAGAUGUGGAGAUUAGAGAAGGAAACUAAUGAAUCGAUUCGUGCACUGAUCCGAGCUAACAACAAAAGCAGAGACGAUUCCUCGAGUCUACUCAGUCUCUUGAUGUCUUCAUAUAAGAAUCAGGAUGAUGAAGAAGAGACGUUGGGAGAAGAUGAAAUAAUAGGCGAAUUCAAGACCUUUUACUUUGCCGGAAAAGAAACAUCGGCUAAUGCUUUAUCAUGGGCGCUUCUGCUUCUGGCUUUGAAUCCGGAAUGGCAGGACAAGGCAAGAGAAGAAGUUGUUCGGGUCCUCGGAAACAAUAAGGUUCCGGUUGCAGACAAUUUGAAAGACUUGAAGAUCGUGAACAUGAUAAUCGAUGAAACACUCCGGCUCUACCCACCAAUAGUAAUGUUGAUGAGAAAAGCAUACAAAGAUGUCAAGCUAGGAAAUAUCGACGUUCCCGCCGGGACAGAGCUUUAUCUGGCACUGGCCGCCGUGCAUCACGACGUCGACGUAUGGGGAAACGAUGCUCACAAAUUCAAUCCUUCGAGAUUCAAAGAGUCUCGAAAGCAUUUAGCGUCGUUUAUUCCAUAUGGUUUGGGGCCUAGAUUUUGUGUCGGCCAGACUUUAGCCACCGUCGAGAUGAAAACCAUUUUGGCUAUGAUUAUCCGGAAUUAUUCGCUGGGCGUGUCGCCAACGUACAUCCAUGCACCGAAGCUGUUCAUCUCCCUUGAGCCCCAGAAUGGCGUGCAGAUAGUCUUAACAAGAACAACUUUAUGAUGCUUUUGAAGGGUCUUCGUCGAUCUACGUAAAAUAAAAUUUGAAUUUUCUAA
Messenger RNA from Hibiscus syriacus, 1631 nucleotides. RefSeq names its product cytochrome P450 734A1-like. The record is from RefSeq and is a predicted model, not a curated record. Gene Ontology annotation, molecular function: monooxygenase activity; heme binding; iron ion binding. Bases 49 to 1578 code for a protein of 509 amino acids. The transcript has 4 exons. Lineage: Eukaryota; Viridiplantae; Streptophyta; Magnoliopsida; Malvales; Malvaceae.